Molecule: messenger RNA, 3174 nt
Organism: Cavenderia fasciculata
Lineage: Eukaryota; Evosea; Eumycetozoa; Acytosteliales; Cavenderiaceae
Gene: scy2
Product: SCY1 family protein kinase
Exons: 5
Coding region: 1-3174 (1057 amino acids)
Biological process (GO): protein phosphorylation
Molecular function (GO): ATP binding; protein kinase activity
Source: RefSeq, a predicted model, not a curated record
AUGGAAGGAUUCUCACAAAAAGUGAAGGGAUUCCUGUCAUCUGCUAUAUCACCUGUCAAAGACUAUGAUCUAAGAGAGGUCAGAUGUCCAACUAGAUUUUGGAAAAUACAUGAUGCAAUCAAGAAAUCAUCAUCUGAAGAAACUUCUGUCUUUUACUUUGAAAAGAAAUCAAUAGAAAAGUUACCAAAAGCAAAUCAAACAGAGAUUAUAGACUAUUUGAAAAAGGAAGCACAGAGUCUACAGAGAUUACGUCAUCCUGCCAUUUUACAGGUAGUUAGUCCCAUUGAGGAGACAAAGACAACGAUGUACUUUGCAACUGAACCCAUCUUGGCAACAUUAGACGCAUUGAUUCAACAACAUAGAAGCUCAAAGAAAUCAAACCAAGUAUCAUCGGUCGAAGCAAACAAACCUCAUUUUACAUUUGAAGAAUUGGAGAUUCAAUUGGGUAUAUCUCAAUUGAUUGAAGGUGUACACUUUUUAAAUCAAACUGCCAAGUUACUUCAUAGAAAUAUAUCCCCAAAAUCAAUAUUCAUUACAAAGACUUUGAAAUGGAAAAUUGGAGGAUUAGGAUUUUCAAGUGGAAUAGAUAAACAAGAUUCAAUUCAUGGAUUGAGUCAUGAUAUGAAAGAGUAUGGGUAUGAUGAAGGAUCGAUCAUUUUACCAGAUUUGGAUUAUUUGCCACCUGAAUAUGUACAACAAAAGAAAUGGGAGUACAAUAGUGAUCUCUUUAGUAUUGGUCGAAUCAUUAGUGAGAUAUCGUUGAAUUUGGAUCGAUCGUUGGAUCAGGCCGGAGAGACAAUCUCCAAGAUGGGUGUUUCUUCAUACUACCUCUCUCGACUUUCCAACGCCAAACAAGAGGCACAGAAAAAGUCACAUUUGCUAGACAGUGCUCGUGUAUGUACCAUUCUACUUGGUGAGCCAUCACUAAGAGGUGAUGUUGAAAGUUUUGUUAGAUCUGCCUAUUUCUCUGAUGUCAAGGUAAAGUCGUUGGUCUAUCUCGCCAAUAUUGUCCAAAAGGAAGAGGAAUCACGAUUACAAUUCUUUAGAGGACUGUUGAGAAUAUUGACUCAAUUUUCAAGUCAUAUUCAAAUCAACUAUCUCCUCCCAACCCUCAUUGCAGAACUUUCAAACGAGCGUACUCUCUAUGUGGUCCUUCCUUGUAUUCUCGCAAUCUCCAAGGAACUUAAAAAAGAUCAUUUCAUGCAAGCUAUUGCUCCCAACCUCAAACAAAUCCUCACCAACAAGGAACCAAAAAAUGAAGUAUUGGCUUGUAUUCUUGAAAGUUUAGAAACUAUAGUUGAUAAAUCAACAAAUGAAUAUAUUAAAAAAUAUGUAUUACCAAUAGUUUUAGGUACAAUGUGUGGACCAACACCAGAGAUUAUAUUCCAAUGUUUAAAUGUUUCAACUAUUGUAAUCAAGCAUUUCGAUCAUGAUGCUAUUAGUCAUGGUGUAGUACCCCGUUUGACUAAUUUGGUUGUUGGAGGUUUCCCAUUACAUAUUCGUACAAAAUCAAUUCAAUGGUUUUCUUUAUUAAUACCAUUAUUGGAUAAAAAAUUAAUUGAAGAAUCAAUGCUACCAAAUUUGGAAAAGAUUUUAUCAAUUGACAAUAGUCCACCUAUUUUAGAGGCAUUGGUAUUUGUGUAUGAAGCCAUUUCAAAAAAACUUGGAGGUGAAUUAUUGGCACUUAAAGUGUUGCCAGCUCUAAUUCCAAUGAGUGCAGACAAGCACAUUGAUUUGGAGCAAUUUAAAACCAUCAUGAAGGUGGUCAAGGACGUUUUGACAGCCUAUGAGGCAGAACGUCUCAACGAACUAAACAAUCUCAAACGAUACACCAAAUCGCCACAAGAGACUGAUGAUAAGUUUGAAAGGGUAAUCAAUCCAUCUGCUGGAGGAGCUCCUCCCAACAGCAGUGGCACUAGUCUUUCAAAUAGUACAAAUCCAUUUGCCGACAAUGGAGGAUUCUUGGAACCAACCACCAGUAACAAUAGUAAUAAUCAAGCAUUUGGAAAGAUUACUCUACCUUCAAAUUUUAUUUCACCAAUUUCUUCAUCAUCAGACAAGAUUAGUCCAACAACAACAACAACAACAGCCAAUAGUAGUAGUAGUAAAGGAGGAAUGGGUAGUGGAUCUGUAUUUGAUUCACCAGACUUUACUUCAAUGACUCCACCUCCUCCAUCAACAUCAUCCAAUACUCCACCCAUCCAACUUCGCAAUCCUUCUCCCAAAUUAAGCUAUCCCAACUCUACAAACACAAUACCCUCAUCAUCUACCAAUACCUAUAACAACACUAAUAAUAAUAAUAAUAAUAAUAAUGCAUUUUCAAGUUUAUUGACCCCACUUCCAACAACAUCAUCAUCAACCCCAAUCACUCCAAUCUCAUCUUCAUCCACUUCUAAAUCAUCUUAUCCUGCACCCAACUAUAACUAUAAUUUGGAUGACUUUUCAGCAACUCCAAUCACUCCAACCACAUCCUCGUCAUCAUCAUCCAAUCCAAUGCCAUUUACUUCUUCUUCCUCUUCAUUUUCAUCAAACACAGUUGUUGGAAAUACAGGAAACUAUCAAAAUACCUCUAUGAAUUUGGGUUAUAAUCCAAGUAGCAAUUAUAACAAUAAUAAUAUGAAUAUGGGAAUGGGAAUGGGGUUAAAUAGUGGUAAUAGUAGCAGUAGCAGCAGCAGUGGAAUGACACUACUUCAACCUACAUCAAAUGCAGGAUCAAAUAAUAAUAAUAUCACAACUAAUAAUAAUAAUAAUAAUUCUACACAAUUAAAGUAUGAUAACUCUUUUUCCUCGUCAUCAAAACCGCUUAAUAACUAUAGCACUAAUAGUAGCAGUGGUAAUAGUGGUUUUAAUAAUUUUAAUAUGACCACUGACAAUAAUAAUAAUAAUUUCAACAACAAUUACAAUAAUAAUAUGAAUAAUAAUAAUAAUUUUAAUCAAUCCUCCUAUGGAGGAGGAGGAGGAUCCUCAUCAGUAUUUAAUAAUGCUACAAAUGAUAUAUUUGCUGGUAUGAAUAACAACCAACAAAUUUUACAACAACAUCAAAAGAAUAUAAAUAAUUUUAAUAAUGUUGGUUUAAAUAAUAAUAUGAAUAAUCAGUGGAAUGGAAAUCAACAACAAUCUCAACAACAACAACAAAACACUAAUUAUAAUCGUAAUAAUAAUAAUUUGAUUUAA